Molecule: messenger RNA, 1269 nt
Organism: Cordyceps militaris CM01
Lineage: Eukaryota; Fungi; Ascomycota; Sordariomycetes; Hypocreales; Cordycipitaceae
Exons: 10
Coding region: 1-1269 (422 amino acids)
Source: RefSeq, a predicted model, not a curated record
AUGACAGCCACCGUAUUAUUGGUCUUAUUUCCUUGCAUUUUCCUGCUGCGCAGAGUUUUUCGUCUGCCGCAGCAACCCAAUCCGUCAUUCGGCCGCGGUGGAGAGAGCCAAAGGGCGUGCGGAGGCAUGCCCAGCCCGCGCACGGUGCAGUACCAGUACCACCUUGUCCCCUCUCAUCUUACCGGCCAGGGUCAAGGCAUAAAAUUGGCUCCUCUACUUCAUAAUACCGGUACGGUGCAAACUAAUGCGACUGGGCAUCGUCGAAGAGAGAGGUCUCAACUCGAUGACUAUGACUAUCGGGGCUCUCCCGUCGCUUGUAUCCAUCUCAUUACCAUGUCUCGCUUUUUGUGGGGAUUGGGAUGGAUGCGCACUGCUUCCGGCAUUCCCUGUGCAAGAGAGUGUGCGCAUUUUGCGGCUCAAAACAGAGUCGCUGGGAGAGGAACAGACGACUGCCGGACGCAGCGACCCUUUCAGCUCGCCUGGCUAGUCCCUGGCAAGGCUAAAGCCAGCUUUGUUAUGAGCUGGACACAGCCUCAACAGCUGGGCGACAAGUACCAAGUAAAUCGGCUAGUUUUUGAAAAUUAUGCUUUCGGUGAGGCUCUGCUGCAAAUCGACGUCCCCGCAAUCAAUAAGAGGCAAGCCAAGCCAAACAAGAUGCAGGGUGCAGUGGCUCUAACGUUGUCACCAAUUAUUGGAUAUGACUCUUUUGUCACUCAACCAGCACUUCAAUUUGCUCUCUCUCCAAUAAGAGGCCAGCCGGCGUGCUCAGGCACAGAGUUGGCCCGGCAUGCCGCUUUUGUACCUCCUACCGGGCUUCAAGCGCCCCUCAACUCGUCCGCAAAAAGCUGGUACGAGCUGCAAGUUGGGCGUCGUUUGGCAUCUUGGCAACGGGCGAAUGCUAGCUUCCAGGCUAGUGGCCACUGGCCGCCGACACUCGUACGACAUCGGCUGCUUGGUCCACGAGGUAUGACUCGAGAUCCCACCACCAUGGUCGGGGGAAGACCAAAAAGAAGCGGUCCAAUGUCAUGGCCAAAAAACCCCCAGCAACCCAGCCCUUGCUGGUCCAUAAAUAUUACUCGACCUUGCUGGCUCGAAGCCGGAGCCGCUCGCGGGUUUUGCUGGCUGAUGAUCCCAGCAAGGCAGGCCCAGCCUGUUUCGUUCCCCCACGCGGAGAAGGAGGUUCAAGGCUACUUGGCUGAUGACUGGGGAAACUUGGCGAGCAAGCCACGACGCCAACCGCGGCAACCUACCUAUUUAUUUGGCAGAUGA